AGAAAGAAAAAAACACCCGAUAAUUUCGCUGUCGAGUAUAUAUAUAUGAUAACGAGAUUUGGUCUAGAAAUUAAACCGACUGUCUCAUGAACUUUUGUUACACUCAGCAUGUACUCCAGAGGCGAGAAAAAGAUUAUUUCCCUUUUGAUUCAUCUUUGUUUGUUGACAUUUGCUGCUGCAUGCUCAGGCGUUGAAAUAAUUUCCCGUUCACAGUGGUCAGCUCGGCCUCCUUCACAAAGAAAUUCCAUCAAAAGGCCAGUGAAGCAUGUGAUCAUUGGUCAUACAGUCACUCCUCAGUGCCCUAACAAAGAAGCAUGUAGUGCUCAAAUGCGAAACAUGCAAAAUCACCACAUAAAUCUGGGAUGGGGAGAUAUCGGUUACAACUUUGUCAUAGGUGGGGAUGGACGAGUCUACGAAGGAGCAGGUUGGACCAAAGAAGGUAUCCACACUUUUGGUUGGAAUAGCAAAUCCUAUGGUAUAGCAUUUAUUGGAAAUUAUCAACAAGUUACACCAAAUGCAAAAAUGUUGAAGGCAGCGAGAUCAUUAAUUGUCUGUGGUAUACGAUCGGGCCACGUAGCAGAAAACCGUGAGCUACAUGGCGCCCGAGACGCAACCUGCACAGCUUCUCCAGGAGACAAACUGUAUGAAAUAAUCAAACAUUGGCCCAUGUUCAAAGGUGGUCGUCUUGAAGGAUACAAGUGCUAAAUGUCUAUAUUUUGUUCAUUUCAUCUUAUAAAGCUAUAUUUCGAAAUUCACUGGGUAUUUUUUAGAACAACUAUAUUUUAUAAAUUGGUCAUGGAA
Argiope bruennichi is the source of this 801-nucleotide messenger RNA. Its product is annotated as peptidoglycan-recognition protein 2-like. Lineage: Eukaryota; Metazoa; Arthropoda; Arachnida; Araneae; Araneidae. Gene Ontology annotation, molecular function: N-acetylmuramoyl-L-alanine amidase activity; peptidoglycan binding; zinc ion binding. The record is from RefSeq and is a predicted model, not a curated record. Gene Ontology annotation, biological process: peptidoglycan catabolic process; innate immune response. Bases 109 to 705 code for a protein of 198 amino acids. The transcript is spliced from 5 exons.